Messenger RNA from Peniophora sp. CBMAI 1063, 1152 nucleotides. The record is from the annotation of a GenBank genome assembly. Lineage: Eukaryota; Fungi; Basidiomycota; Agaricomycetes; Russulales; Peniophoraceae.
AUGGCCGACAUCAUGAACCCGUCACCCGGUCCUAUCGACUACACGCAGAAUGCCUACCCGCGCCAGCGGCCGCUUCCUCGUCCUCCUCCCAACACCCAGCAACAACGGUCCCAGCCACCGCCAGAUGAAACCUCGACCAAGCAACCCCCACCCGACACGCAGCAACAGCAGCAGCAGUUUGACCAGUCAUCGUUCGCCACUGCCAGCCAAGAGUCGUGGGCCGGCUCGGAGAUGUCGUUCCACUGGCGCACCAACCCUGGCCAGUUCUGUCACCCCAUGGGUCCUCCCCCAACAGAAAACGGCUCCUACGACUGGAGUGACCUAGGACACCCGGAGCGCAACCUGUUUAGCGUCAAGCUUCUCCUGCCGCCCCUGUUCAUGGAUAAGGAAGAAGACGUGGAGGCGUACAUCACACGCGUGUCCUUUUUCAUCCAGCUUCACAUGUUGCGGUUCAGGACCAAUGCUGACCAAGUCUACUUCUUCCUGCAAGGGUGCAGCGGCAAGGAGAGCCUCCUGUGGGCGGCACAGAUCAUGAAGGCGCACCUCGAUGAGCGCGAGUGUUGGGAGCGCUUCCCAGAGUACGCAACCAUCACGCAGGUGGUCAAGCUCUUUCGCCUCCGCUUUGGUGUCCUCGACAAGCAGCGCGCAGCACAGGCCAAGUUCGAGGCACUCAAGCAAGGCUCGCAGCCUGUGCGUUCUUAUAUCGCUAUGUUUGACCGACUUGAGCAGGACGCUGGCUACAACGAUGCAGCACUCAUCCAGGUGUUCAGGCGUGGUCUUGAUCCAGUCCUGCGCAAGAAGAUCAACAAUAUGGCGGAGCCGCCUUGUAUGAUCCGCGGGUGGAAGGAGGUCACGCUCAACAAGGAUGCCCGUCAUCGCGCUGCACAGGAAGAGGACAAGGCGCCUGCUCGCGUCCAGGCUACCUUUACGCGCCUGACGGAGGAAGAGCGUGCGGACCUUCGCCGCCGCGGAGGGUGCUUCUACUGCCACAAGACCGGCUAUAGGUUCUUUGAAUGCCCGGAGCGCCCGGAAGGGAAAGGGAAGGAGAAGGAGAAGGAGCAGGUGGGGGUGUUCGCGAUGCUAGUCGCCCAGCUCAAGGAGAUGGGGAAGGAGGAACGGGCUCAGGCGCUGGAGGCCCUGAAGGAUUUUUAG